GAGCUGGAUGAAUGUGAACUCACGCGGUUUGCCCUUCCCGAUUUCCAGAAUGGCAUCCUUCGCUCGAGGUUUCUCAUGCGUUGGACGGCAAACCUACUUCAACCUACCCCCUUCACUGCGAGUCGCUACAGCACCGAGGUCAUUAAAUUGUCUUCACAGUAUGAGAAACACCCGACACUUCUCCUUUUCUUCCAUCAGACGUCUAGCGGAAUCAAAAAAGUUGCCUAAAAAGCAGAAUGUUCCACCCACAACACCUGGCUCGCGACCAACCAAGAAACCCGGCCUUAGCCCUAAGACUCAUGUCUUCAACCCCAAUCGAAUGCCCAUAGGCUCGAAACCAAUCCUCCUAUACAAAGCACCAUCGCAAGCAUACUACGCCGUCGUCGCCUAUGCAGGCGCAGGGGCAACCGCCUUCGGCGCAGCGUUCAUUUUUAAGAACUUCUGGUUAGAACUACCACCAGAGCUCCCUAAAUACGUAGGUGUUACCUACGGCGGUAUGGCUGUGCUGUUGGCAUUGUUAUCCGCUUGGAUUUGUGCAGCGCCGGUCUUCCUGAUCCGAUCGAUUCAUGCAAUUCCAUUUGGCUAUGGCCUGACUGCGCUUCGGAUAGAGUGCAAGACACUUCCUCUUCCAUUCUUCAAACCUAUUGUGGCGGUGGUGCGGAAGGGAGACGCACAAUGCAGUGGACAUUUGGGGCCACAAGUGAGGAUAUUCGAGAAGAUACGCGCUCGGAACUACCAAGAUCUGUGGGCUGGAACUAGGGAGGAGAGCAUAGUCUUGCGACCAUUCUUCUUCGCCGGCCGGUGGGUAGCCCGGCUAUGGUCUCGAGUGUUCACACAUACGAAGGUCAUUAUUGGGAGGUGGGGUAUGGUUAUAGUAGAUAUUCCAGGAGAGGGUAAGUGGAAAUUGGAUGGAUCUGGAUGGGUGGCUGAUGGUGGAAAACCUUUUGACCAGAUGAUAAGCGUCAUCCCGCCCAGCGGUUUGCUUUCCAGGUAGCAACGUUUCUGGAGCUGGGCCUGUAAAUACGUACUGUAACUGUAUCAUAGAAGCUGCAAUCUUCUUGUGCCUUAGGGUUUGAAUCGCAUGGGGGUCGUGAAUCUGUAAAACGAGUACGCACUGUGUCAGAUUGAUUGGCACCCUGGAAGCAUCUCAUGAAAGGUGGAUGUUACAUCGCUUUAGAUGUAGUACUAGUGUAUACUUUUUGAAUAUAUCUUAGUUUGACACCGA
This is a messenger RNA of Mytilinidion resinicola, 1225 nucleotides long. RefSeq lists its product as uncharacterized. The transcript has 3 exons. The coding region runs from base 50 to 994 and encodes 314 amino acids. The record is from RefSeq and is a predicted model, not a curated record. Lineage: Eukaryota; Fungi; Ascomycota; Dothideomycetes; Mytilinidiales; Mytilinidiaceae.